AUGUAUCUACAGUGGUUUUUAGCUUCUGUGAUGAUUACUUCUACAAACGCAGUAACAAGAAUAUUAACGCCCGACCUCCAGGCCGUUAACUUUGCUAAAGAAAUACGAAAUAGAAAACUCAAUGGAAGCGUCAUUCGAGAAAUGGAAGUAGAUUCGGAGGUUUCUUGCCAGCUGCUAUGUGUGAAAGAGAAUGGCUGUCUGUCGUAUAACUUUGGACCUAACGAAAAUAAAAAAAGAUUCAGCUGUCAGCUGAGUAACUCUGAUCGAUUUGUUGGCUUGAAGAAUUUCACAGAAGACCGUGAAUUUCUCUACCGAGGAGUAAAGAGCAUCUGUGAGGUCGAAAGUUCUCCUUGUGGAGAAAAAGAAGUCUGCAUCCCCAACUAUCAAGACAGCGGUGCCAAUUGCAAAUGUCAAGAUGGUUAUGUUGGACAACCUUGUGGGCCAAUUCCAAAAAGCUGCUCCCAACUCCUUCAAGAUGGUUUCACAUCCAAUGGCGUGUACACAAUCAAUCCAGAUGGCGGUAAACCAAUACAAGUGUUGUGUGACAUGACCACGGAUGGUGGAGGUUGGACAGUUUUUCAGAGACGUUUAGACGGCUCUGUUGACUUCUAUCUUGGUUGGGAAUCCUACAAAAACGGGUUUGGAGAUCUGAACGGCGAGUUCUGGCUUGGAAAUGACAAUCUUCACCGUUUGACUGCCAUUGUUGAUGUCACCAUGCGAGCUGACUUGGAAGACUUUGAAGGAAACAUCAGAUACGCUGAGUACACGACUUUUAAGGUGGCAGACGAGGCAGAUAAGUACCAGCUUUUGAUUGGAGGGUACAGUGGCACGGCUGGUGACUCGAUGACCGCCGGCCAUCGCUUAAGUGGAAUGCGAUUUACGACCAUAGAUAAAGACAACGACCGAAGUGUAGAAAACUGUGCUAUAAAGUUUAAAGGAGGCUGGUGGUACAAGGCUUGCCAUAAUGCAAAUCUUAACGGGUUGUACCAUGGCGGACCAUACGAGUCUUAUGCAGAUGGAGUUUGCUGGAACGCAUUUAAAGGACUACAGUAUUCAUUAAAACGCACGGAGUUGAAGCUGAAGCCCAGGUUCCUAAAGAGAUGACAUUUCCAGUACUGCAUGAAUUAUCUUUCAGAUCUCAGCAACGUAUGUUAUUGAACAGUCUCAAAAUGCAACUUAAUUGGCAACACGACUUUUUUUGGUAUGACUGAUUGUGAUUGGCUGAGAACAGCUUAUUUUACCGCUUAUUUUUAUUUGCACAACAGUCCAAAUUAAUGUGCUCACAUUCAUAAUUUCCUCAGUGUUGCAAUGAGUAGUAAUAUAAUAGCAGUAGUAUAGUAGUAUUAGUAAUUGGGCCGAGUGGAGUACAAUUUAGGGAGUAAAUUACGAGCACGCUUACCCCCUGAAUUGUGCCACACGAGGUCUCAAUAUUAAUUAAUCGUAUCAAUAACAAAUUUGGCGAUUAUUAAGAACUUCUUUCGAGCGAGAAAUUCAGUAGAGUUUUCCAUAAGUCGAAAAAUGUGUGAGGAAUGCUAAGACGGCAGCCAUUAACGCUCACGUAAUUGACGUGCGAAUGGCGGAGGUAUUCAAUUACAGGCAGUCUAAACAAUUGCAGAAAGUUAUAAUUGGAUACCCACGUGAUCGCGCACCAAUUCCUUCACAAAUAGGCGCGCGGACAACCAAUCACUACCGAGAACCCCUUACAGAGUAUUCCUAAGGGAAAAGCCGUAGGAACGAGGUUUAAAAGGUUCGUGCAAUUUUUUAAAUAUCACUUGUAAUGUAAAUACUUCAUUGCACUCGUAUUCAUAUGAUUACUAUUAUUGAUAAAGGGAGUGGAAAAUACCUAUACGGAUACAGCAUGACAGCAGUAGGAAAAUGAAAACUACAUAAACAAUAACAGUUAUUCGUUUUUCUGAGGAAUUGAAAUCCGUAUAACUGCUCUCUUCCCUCGGAAUACGUCCCUUCAAUAAUACCCAAUUAUCAUUUGUACUCCUGCAUUGGAGAUCUUUGGAAAUGUAAUGUCUUGCCUCAAUGCUAUG
Molecule: messenger RNA, 2039 nt
Organism: Orbicella faveolata
Lineage: Eukaryota; Metazoa; Cnidaria; Anthozoa; Scleractinia; Merulinidae
Product: microfibril-associated glycoprotein 4-like
Source: RefSeq, a predicted model, not a curated record